Saccoglossus kowalevskii is the source of this 624-nucleotide messenger RNA. RefSeq lists its product as uncharacterized. NCBI's taxonomy places the organism in Eukaryota, Metazoa, Hemichordata, Enteropneusta, Harrimaniidae. The record is from RefSeq and is a predicted model, not a curated record.
CAUGAACAACCCUGUCAACUGGCACAAAAACACUGGCUUGCAAUAUUGCAAAUUUAUGAAAACCAAGUUAGAUUGUCUUAAUGGAAUUUACUGCGAAGGCGCACCCGGUGGCGAGGACAUUAAAGCGAACAUCGAUCAGCUGGACGACGCUCUUACGUAUUACACUGAAUGGGGGAUAUGCAACAAUAAAGUUUCAGAGUCUCUAGGCCCGUGUCAUUUGGCCACCAUCCGGGAAAAGUGCGUCCACGACACAGUUUUUCGCAUGCGUUCGAAAUAUUCGGUGCCGUGCGUAGAGACAUGGAGACUGUUGGAUUGCAUCUACGAGGCUCAAUUAAAUCCCGAAUGCUCCUCUCCUCACAUUUUCGAUCCCAGAAAUCUAGUUCCGUAUAAACAACUGGCAGCCGGCACGUGUCGCUACGAACCCAUGUCACAGGAAUUGCAGGAUGCGGGUGAUAAGUGGCGCAAGAACCACCCAGAUGGGUACUCUCAGUGCGGCAGUAUCUGAAUCGAUUCCCGACCAAUCAACUCGAUAAGCACGCCUGCAAAAUUAUAGUAGUAUAUCCAUUCGUUCAUUAGUAUAAUUCAAAGUAUCUAAUAGUUCCAAUAAAAUAUAUCAGCAUAAAA